Molecule: messenger RNA, 1727 nt
Organism: Xiphophorus couchianus (Monterrey platyfish)
Lineage: Eukaryota; Metazoa; Chordata; Actinopteri; Cyprinodontiformes; Poeciliidae
Product: disks large homolog 4-like
Exons: 13
Coding region: 143-1561 (472 amino acids)
Biological process (GO): cell-cell adhesion; chemical synaptic transmission; AMPA glutamate receptor clustering
Cellular component (GO): neuron projection; postsynaptic density membrane; basolateral plasma membrane
Molecular function (GO): ionotropic glutamate receptor binding; protein kinase binding
Source: RefSeq, a predicted model, not a curated record
GGGCUUCAGCAUCGCGGGCGGUGUGGGGAACCAGCACGUUCCCGGAGACAACAGCAUCUACGUCACUAAGAUCAUCGAUGGCGGCGCGGCGCAUCGGGACGGCCGGCUCCAGAUCGGGGAUAAGAUCCUGGCUGUGAACCACAUGUCUCUGGAGGACGUCCUGCAUGAAGACGCCGUGGCGGCGCUGAAGAACACCGGGGAGGUGGUGUACCUGAAGGUGGCCACGCCCACCGCCCCGUUCGGCCAGCAGGGGGAGCGCUACAGCCCGCCGGACCUCACCAGCGCCCUGGCGCCGCCGUCGCCCCGGCGAUACUCACCGCUGCCCCGCGGCAUCAUGGGAGACGAGGAGUACUCCAGGGAUCCGCGGCGCGUCGGCAUCCAGCGGGGGGCCACCGGGCUGGGCUUCAACAUCGUGGGGGGGGAAGAUGGAGAAGGAAUCUUCAUCUCCUUCAUCCUGGCGGGAGGACCGGCGGACCUGAGCGGGGAGCUGAGGAAGGGAGACCAGAUCCUGAGUGUGAACGGGGUGGACCUGCGGUUCGCCACACAUGAACAGGCAGCAGCAGCUCUGAAGAACGCCGGUCAGACGGUGACCAUCGUAGCUCAGUACAGACCAGAGGAGUACAGCCGCUUUGAGGCCAAGAUCCACGACCUGAGAGAGCAGAUGAUGAAUAGCUCAUCAGGCAGCCUGAGAGCCAACCGCACCUUCUACGUCAGAGCCCUGUUUGACUACGAUAAGCAGUGGGACUGUGGCGUUCUGUCUCAGGCUCUGGACUUUAACUUCGGGGAGGUUCUCCAUGUGAUGGACAGCGCAGACGAGGAGUGGUGGCAGGCCAGACGACUCAACCAGCAGGGGGAGCUAGAGGAGCUGGGAUACAUCCCCUCCAAGCACAGGGUGGAGAGGAAGGAAUGGUCCCGCAUGAAGAGUAAAGGUCGAGACGGUUUCAUCCACAGCUAUGAACUCGUCACUCAGAUUGAAGUGGACUACGCCCGUCCUGUCAUCAUCCUGGGUCCGACCAAAGACCGGGUCAACGAUGACCUGCUGUCUGAAUAUCCGGACAAGUUCGGCUCCUGCGUUCCCCACACCACCCGUCCCCGCAGGGACUACGAGAUGGACGGGCGGGACUACCACUUUGUGUCGUCACGGGAACAGAUGGAGCGGGACAUCCAGUCGCACCGCUUCAUCGAGGCAGGGCAGUACAACAACCACCUGUACGGGACGUCGGUGCAGAGCGUCAGGCAGGUGGCCGAGCAGGGGAAGCACUGCAUCCUGGAUGUUUCAGCCAAUGCUGUGAGGCGUCUGCAGGCCGCUCACCUUCAUCCCAUCGCCAUCUUCAUCCGCCCGCGCUCCCUGGAGAACAUCCUAGACCUGAACAAGCGUCUCUCGGAGGAUCAGGCCAGGAAAGCUCUGGACCGAGCCGUCAAGCUGGAGCAGGACUUCCUGGAGUGUUUCACAGCCGUUGCCCAGGGCGACAGCUUCGAUGAGGUGUACCUCCAGGUGAAGCUGGUCAUCGAGGAGCAGAGCGGACCUUACAUCUGGGUUCCUGCCAGAGACAGGCUCUGAUUGGCUGAGCUUUGUCUCCAUGGCAACCACCAUCACCUCCUCCAGCUGCUGUGGGCGGAGCCACAAGACAUGGAGAGGACCAGAGACUGCUGUAACCAUGGCGACCACUUCCUGUCCAGAGAGACAAAUAAUCCUGAGAUAAUGAAUCAGAGACUGUAGAACCAGA